Glossina fuscipes is the source of this 4410-nucleotide messenger RNA. It is a transcript of the gene Ube4B, whose product is annotated as ubiquitin conjugation factor E4 B. Gene Ontology annotation, molecular function: ubiquitin-ubiquitin ligase activity. Bases 476 to 4171 code for a protein of 1231 amino acids. Gene Ontology annotation, cellular component: nucleus; ubiquitin ligase complex; cytoplasm. Lineage: Eukaryota; Metazoa; Arthropoda; Insecta; Diptera; Glossinidae. Gene Ontology annotation, biological process: protein polyubiquitination. The record is from RefSeq and is a predicted model, not a curated record. The transcript is spliced from 10 exons.
UGCUAUUAAUAUGUCAUUAUUAUUAUAAAUAAUAGUAUGAGAUAUUUUCGAACUCUAACUUAAAAUCAGCAUAAGAGGGUAAAGCUUAUUAGAGAUUUUCUGCGUUGACAUCACUGCUCACAAUGACAAUAAAAACACGGUGAAACAAGAAUCAACUUAAUUGAAGUAUAUACGUUCCAAAGAAAAUUUAUAAUAUUGUACAUAUCGAAAGUGAGAAUUUGUUAGACGAAUUUUCAACCGUUUGUGUCUUGACGAUUGAUAAAAUUCUUUUUGCGAAAACGGUUUACGGUUGUAAGAAAAGAAAAAGCAGGAAAAAGUCCAAGCAAGAACAAGACAAAAUCAGCUGAUAAAGGGAGCAAAAAAGGAGCCCAUUAAACAACAUAGAAAACAAAAGAAUUUCAAGUUUUUUUUCGGUUCGUGUUGUUGCUUGUAGGAGUAUUUCUCUUCUUCGUCGUCGUGUACAAAAUUAAAUAAAAUGUCUGAAAAGGAACAAUUAACGUACAAGAUGAGCGAACUGACCCAAGAGGAGAUAAGAGAACGUCGAUUGCGUACAUUGGCCGCAAAUAGUAAUUUGGUUAAAAAUUCGAAUACAACAACAACGGCAGCUGCGAUAGCGGAAUCCGCUUUGUGUUCAACGCAAAACGUAGAAGUGUCCGGUGUACGUUCGGCUACUAAUCUUUCAAAUACCUCCCGGCUGGUGCGGGAAAGUGAUCACACGGCUUUAGAGGGAGAAUCAGUAGUGACACAGCCAAUCGAUGAUUUAGGGGAAAAUAAAAUGGAGGUAGAUGUUGAAAUGAAGUCACUAACUACUACGCCGACAAAGAGCAGUCCUCCAAGUAACCAAUUGAUGUUGGCGGGUUUGGUGAAGACUAAUACUGACGUUGAUGCAGAUAAAGUUAAUGCUAGCAUCGAAAAUAUGGAAACUUCCGAACAGCCAUCUCCUGUAAUUACACCGCAAUUAUAUUAUCCUGUCACUGAAAAAACUUGCGAUCAACGAAUAGAAGACAUGAUUUCUAAGAUACUGAACGCUUCGUGGAAUGUGGAAUGUUCGGGUUCAAUGAUUUGUCCCCAAACUGCCAGUUUCAUAGAACAGCAUGCUGAAAAGCGUUACGACUUUGAGACCAUAAUACAUUGCGUCCUUAUGGAAUGUGUUUUAAAAUUAUACAAUGACGAAGUAGAGUUGAACGAAGGAGCUGCAGCAGCUACCGAUGGAAAUACAAGUCGCGAUAUAUCCAGUAAAAAUGAGACAAAUGCGGAAAGUGCGGCUGAUGGAAGCAUUGAAACUACCACGCCUAAUUUAUCGAAAUUUUCUUUUUCGGCGCCGAAAAAGAUCAAAAGUGAUGAUACAGAAGUUCAGGAGAUCAUGGCUAAUGCCAGCAAUCAAGACCAACCGUCGACUUCCCGUAACUUACAAGUCUGCAUUGUUGGCACCGAACUGUUCACAUCAUGUCCCACACCUUCUUCUACGAUAUUUUCGCCGAUGACUUUAGCCAAAAAUAACGUAAUCAUGCAUUUAGUGCGAUGCCAUCAAAGUUAUCAACAACAAAAGGAGAAAAUUAAUGCCAAUGCUGUUCAAGAGCUGCUUCAAGACUUAGAAAAGAUUCAGAGCACGUUGCAACUUAUUCUGGAUCUAAUAAUGCGUGUCACUAUUUUGGUACUUACGGAUCGCAUCUAUGAAAACUACAAUUUAAAUUUGGAUCAAUCUGCUCUGUUAGAAUUAUGCUAUCAGGAUCGCAUUCCUGAUGAUUUCCUUUACGACUUAAUAGCAGAAUGCUAUCACCAGCCAGCCGAAUUCGAUCAGAUAUUCAGUCAAUUGUUGCGCGGUCUUUUUCUUGGUAUGCAACGUACGGUUUUCACACCAAAUGUAAUAACACAUCAUAUGGAGCUGCUAAGUAAAUUGGUAGCCAUCAAAAUCGGGACAAUACGACCGAUAUGUGAUUUAGUUAUGGCUCAGAAAAAUUUUCUACCAGAACGAUGCACAAUGAUACCAGGCCGCGAAAUAGUGAAGACAAGCUUUUUGGGCCCAUUCCUAUCAGUAUCAUUUUUUGCCGAAGAGAAUAUACAUUUUGCUGAAGCGAACGUAAAAUUUGAUUCUUUGUCUUCGGGUCCUGAAAAAUUUCGAUGGCAACUAUUUACGAUGCGUCAGUUGAUGCAUUCGGUUUUUCAUUCGUUGUUUGUUAAUGUCAACAGCCGACCGAAAACUCUGAAAUAUAUUGCUGAGAUAUUGUGUCACAAUCAGCGACGAGUGCAAUUUGCCAGUGAUGAGAAAAUGUUAGCACGCGACGGUUUAGUCAUUAAUCUAAUGAAUGUCUUACAACAGCUAUCCGUUAAAAUUAAAUUGGAUCGCAUCGAUCCGCAAUAUCCGUUUUACCGCGAUAGCUUGAUAGAAAUUCACGGAGAUACCCGAUUACGUUUUAAUCGCGAAGAAUCUGAGAAAUUCUGGAUAACUGAAUACAUACAUACCGCAUCCAAUCCCAAUUUUCAAACGCAUUGUUGGUUUUUAACAUUGCAAGCCCAUCACUUGGGUUUUAUGCCAGCCAUACAACGUUAUCGUCAGAAGUCCAGAGCCAUAAAAGAACUACAGAAGCUAAUCGGGGAGCUUGAUCGUACCAAGUCUCAUUGGGAGAAUACCCCUUACGCUUCUCGUAACAAGCAGUUUAGAGAUCGUUGGCAUAAACAAUUAAAAAAGCUUACCAGAUCAAAACUGUGCAGUGAAGUAUGCCUUUUAGAUCCGGCCUUACUAAAUGCGUGUUUGUUCUUCUAUUCGACUGUUUGCGAAUAUCUGUUGUAUCAGAUGGAAGGUCGUCCCAUCGAUGGUCCAUUUAUGUCCAAAAUUCCAGCUCAGCAACUAAAGCCGACUGAUAUUUUCUCUGCACUGCCUGAAUGGUAUAUCGAUGAUAUUGCUGAAUUUAUAUUGUUUGCUAUGCAACAUGCAGCCAAUGAAGUGCGCCAUAGCAUCGAUCAUUCAAUUUUGACCUGGUUACUAACUUGUGUGUGCGCACCGCAUCUCAUCAAGAAUCCAUAUGUCACUGCCAAAUUAGUUGAAGUGAUGUUUGUCUUUUCAUUGGGGCCAUCAAAUGUGCUUAAUGUCGCGAUGUGGAAUCAUGAACUGGCUCAGACUGUUCUGUGCAGCUCAUUAAUGAAGUUCUAUGUUGAUAUUGAAACGACUGGACAAAGUACUGAAUUUUAUGAUAAAUUUACAAUAAGAUAUCAUAUAAGUCAUCUUUUUAAAUCAAUGUGGGAAACUCCCGUACAUCGUCAGGUCAUGAUUACUGAAUCGAAAUCGGGUAAACAAUUUGUAAAAUUUGUUAAUAUGCUGAUGAAUGACACUACUUUCCUGUUGGACGAAUGUUUGGAAAAUCUUAAGCGCAUACAUCAAACUCAGGUUUUAAUGAUGAACGAGCAGACGUGGUCAAAUUUGGGAUCGGAACAGCAACAAAGUCGUUUAUCGCAGCUUGCCACGGAUGAACGUCAAUGCCGUUCAUAUCUAACAUUAGCUCGCGAAACUGUAGAAAUGUUUCAUUAUUUAACAGUUGAUAUUAAAGAGCCAUUCAUGCGAGAUGAGCUCGUAGACCGCCUAAGCUCAAUGUUAAAUUUCAAUUUGCAUCAAUUAUGUGGACCCAAAUGCAAUGAUUUAAAAGUGCGUAAUCCGACCAAGUAUGGUUGGGAUCCCCGGCGAUUAUUAGGUCAGAUAUUUGAUAUAUAUUUACGUUUGGACUGUGAUAGAUUUGCGCAAGCUUUGGCUGCCGAUGAACGUUCCUUUCAAAAACAUCUUUUCGAUAAUGCAGCCAGUCGCAUCGAGCAUUUAAGAAUACGUUCAGUUAUUGAGGUGGAGAAAUUUCGAGCACUCAUUAAUAAAGCUCACGACAUUUAUGCGAAUCAACAAUCGGAAGAUGAGUGUGCUGAUGCUCCUGAUGAAUUUAAAGAUCCCCUCAUGGAUACUCUAAUGUCGGACCCCGUUAUUUUGCCGUCGGGAACUAUAAUGGAUCGCGCUAUUAUUACGCGUCACUUACUAAAUAGUAGCACGGAUCCCUUUAAUCGUCAGCCUUUAACCGAAGACAUGCUCGUGCCAAAUAUAGAGUUAAAGGAACGUAUAGAUGUCUGGCGGAAAGAGCAACGCUUCAAAAGGCAGCAGCAAAGAAACUUGAAUUUAAACGAUAAAAGCUCUUGAAUUUAUAAUAUAAUAACAAAUUUUACAAGCAUAUUAGUUAGUUUUCCCUUUAUAUGUAAUUAUUAUAAUUCUGUAUUUCCUCUUCACUCACUAUCUUUUCCCAAGUAUUCAAAUGUAGUUUCUUUUUAUUGCUAUAAAAGUUUUUUUUUUGUUUUCUUUUGGUUUUUUCCUAUUAACAAUUUGUCUUCGGUCCUCUCGUCUGGUAAUAAUAUUGAAAUGUAUAUUUUAAAAUCUGUUUA